AUGAAAAGCUUAAAUAAAGCUUAUACUGGAAUACAGUUUAACAAACAAACAGAAGAAAGAUCUUUAAAUACUAGAAAUUUUUAUAAAAAAACCGUAAAAAGGACUGGAUAUCCUACACAUUUCCUUGCACUUCCACUAAGAUCAAAAUCUCUUGAAAAAUCAAUAACAGAGAUAAAAAAGGUGCUCGUUGAUGAAGUGCCAUUAUCAAUAUUCAGAGACUAUUUACUUGCGCAUUUGACAAUUUGCACUCUUCACCUUCCCUCAGAUAAAGAAAUAGGAAACUCACUUUCUCUUUUAUAUUCAUUAAAAGAUGAAAUAUCAAAAAUUUCAGACAAUAAGAAAAUUCAUAUACGAUUCAGAGGAUUAGGUACAUUUCCUGAGGUGUUUACAGAUUGCAAAGUUGUAUAUUUAAAACCCAGCCUUAAUGAAUCAUCUCCAGCACUUUUUCCUCUGUGUGAAUUUCUUAUGAAAAAAUUUGUUGAUGCAAAAUUUAGUGAUUCUAAUCUUUUGGUGCUUCAUUCAACAAUUUUAAAUACUCGCUAUGACAAAAGUUAUGCAAAAGAAAAAAAAUCAAUCAAUGCAUCAUUUCUUAUGGACAAAUUUCCUUCCCAUUUUCUUUUUGGAGACGUUACAGUUGAUAAAAUAUGUAUUUUUAAAAUGGGUGCACGCAAGACACAAAAUGGACUAAUAUAUGAAAGUAUUGGAGAAGUAAAUAUAUUAUAG
Messenger RNA from Pneumocystis carinii B80, 723 nucleotides. RefSeq lists its product as hypothetical. NCBI's taxonomy places the organism in Eukaryota, Fungi, Ascomycota, Pneumocystomycetes, Pneumocystales, Pneumocystaceae. Gene Ontology annotation, biological process: DNA alkylation repair; regulation of DNA-templated transcription. Bases 1 to 723 code for a protein of 240 amino acids. Gene Ontology annotation, cellular component: nucleus. The transcript is spliced from 5 exons. The record is from RefSeq and is a predicted model, not a curated record.